UUGACAACAAGUUUGUUUCAAAAUGGCGUAGGGAACCUGUCGAUGGACUGUUAAUAGCAGAAAUCAAAACAGUAAUAAUGUCUGCUAAGAAAGGAAAGCACGGAGGUUAAUGCUGCCGUGGAACGGCUCUUGGAAUUGGCUGACCGCAUGAGGAGCGAGGAUUUUGGAUUCAAUGAAAAAGAUGUUCAAAACAUAGAUGGAGUAAUAGAAGCAGUUCAUGCAUUGGAGGGUGAACGAACACGGGUCCAUGAUAAACUUGAAACAGAAACAAUUCAUGCCAGUAUCCUACGCCACAAACUUCAGUUCUUGCCAGGAGAAAUCAAGAAAGAAAUCAAAGCUGCUGUUGAGUCGGCCAGACAGUCCAAUGCUGAUGUCCUGCGAAAAUUACAGCAGCAACUGGAUGAAAUCAACCAAAACACAGUUUAUCUUGAAACAAGACAGCAAGAACUGGAUAAAGAAAAUGCUGUUUUACACCCACAGAGAGAGCUUGUCAAAGAGAAACAUGAACAAAUUAUCUCGCAGCUUAACCAGCGUAUGGCUGAAAAAGCUAGCUUACAGAUUACCUUGAAUGAAACAAGAGACAAAGUCAGACAGACUAACCAGGAUAUCGUUGAUCUUGAAGAUGGAAUUUUACAACUGAAAGAGGAUCUGAUUGUUGAGCGGAAAGAAGCAAGGACAGAGAAGAAGAAACUUAAGAGGGCUGUGACUGACACUGCAGAAAAAACAAAAGACCAAAAAGUGCUGAAUAUCGUGAAGAAGAAGGAACUUGAUGUUAUCCAUGAACAGCUGCUGGAGAGUGAGGGGAAACUGGAAGCGAUAAGAAUGGAUCUUCGGAAAUAUGAGACUUCAAAAGCCAAAUUGGAAGGUCAGGAGAGGGCUCUGAAUGCUCAGCUGCAGAAGCAACUCAAACUAAACGGAGAACUCCGUAAUAAGGGCAAUGCAAUAAUCAAGGAAGAUAUGCAAUCUCAGCAAGAUUUUGAAGGUAACGAAAAACUGUUACGGAAUAAAUUAGAGAAGAUGAAGUAUGAAAUAGAAAGAGAAGAUCAUAAGAGUAUGGAACUACAGGGUCAGAAGAUGGAUUUACAUUUAGACCUUGAACAGAAGAUGAAAAUCAGGCAGGUGGACGCUGAACGUGUGAAUGAACUAAAUGAUGAACUGCAGACAGAGAAGCGUGCCCUGGCCUUGAAGGCUGAGGAGAUGGGAAGGAUGCAGGCAGAGAACGUAGAGAUGCAUGACCAGAUAGAAAACCUAGAGGAGUCCCACAAGGCAGUAAUGGCUCAACUGAACAAGCAGAUAGAGGACUACAGGGAACAGCUGGGGAAGGAGCGUAAGGAAAGGAUCAUGGUACAGGAACAGAAAAACAGUGUGUCAAAGAAAGUGGAGGAUUUUAAAGUAGACAACCAGAAGUAUCUUAGUGACAUGAACAAGAAGAUACAGGAGGGGAAAGUUCGGCAUGUCGAUCUCUCAAAUGAGGGAGCCAGUCUACAACGAGAUCUGAAGCUGGAUGAAACUGAAAUCUCAAACCUGUCUAGUGACCUCAGUGAGGUUCAAGGUCGCUAUGAGACCAUGUACACCAGCAUGCAGGGUCGCAUUGAAAUGAUGGAGUGGCAAAUUGUGGAGUAUGAACGUGGGAUUGUGGAGAAGAAGAAGAAAAUUGAAGAACAGACACCAAUAUUUCAUGAUUUAGAAAAAUUGUUUGAAGAGAGAACUAAUGCUUAUGAUGAACUGAAAAGGGGCAUAGCUAAGAUGCGACAGAAAAAGAGUGCUCUAGAUGAACAGAUACGGAAAACCUUAGACACAAAGGACAACCUUGUCGGACCUCGGGAAAAAAUGAAGGAGUCUUUAAAGACCAAGCGAAUAGAGUCAAUAGAACAGCUGAAGAAACAAGGAGAGGAACGACAGAAAAUGGAAAGGGAGAUAUAUCAGGCUGGCUGUAAACUGAAAACGAUAAUCGAGGAGAACAAGAAGAUUGAGGAUGGUUGUAACAAAUACCAAGCUGAUAUGGAUGAGCUUCAAAAACAAAUGAAUGAUGACGAACGUGUGAAAGAAAGGCUUCAGAACACACUGGAUGAAGUAAAAGUGGGCCUCACAGAAAGCUGGCAAAGUGACAGGGAUAUGGAAGAGAGAUACACGGAGCGUGACCAGUUAAUCGUGGAUGACCUUGGGAAGCUCAUGCAUAAAACAGAAAAGCGAAGUGAAAAAAUAUCAGAGAUUUCCGAUAAUCUGGAGGGAGAGUUAGCAGUGUUGGCCGGAUUUCUGGAGAAUCUGGCUACACGCAGACCAAGAGGAAAGAAAAAGCCAUCGGACAAGAGACACCCCCGUAAGCAGAACAAGGUCUUCUCGUUCAAUCCAUCUCGCAAGGCAAGGAACUGAAAUAUCAACUCAGAUCAAUACGCCUAUACCCCCAAUUUUAUCAUCACCAAAGAAACAUGAUGCACAAUCCCCGAGGAAACCAAUUCAUGAUGGCCGUGUGUCUCGUCAGGGUGGCAAAAGUGGACGAACCUCUCGACAAAUCAGUGCUCGAAGUGUUGUGAUAGAGGGUUGAUGCAAAAACUUUGUAAAUAUUUAUUAAAAUUAUAUAUGAAUUCACUGUGAUAUUCUUAAUGGCAAAUUAAAGUAUUGAGUAAUGAAAUU
Messenger RNA from Pecten maximus, 2634 nucleotides. RefSeq names its product coiled-coil domain-containing protein 175-like. The record is from RefSeq and is a predicted model, not a curated record. NCBI's taxonomy places the organism in Eukaryota, Metazoa, Mollusca, Bivalvia, Pectinida, Pectinidae. The transcript is spliced from 25 exons. Bases 148 to 2373 code for a protein of 741 amino acids.